Budorcas taxicolor (takin) is the source of this 870-nucleotide messenger RNA. It is a transcript of the gene PRRT1B, whose product is annotated as proline rich transmembrane protein 1B. The transcript has 4 exons. The record is from RefSeq and is a predicted model, not a curated record. The coding region runs from base 1 to 870 and encodes 289 amino acids. Lineage: Eukaryota; Metazoa; Chordata; Mammalia; Artiodactyla; Bovidae. Gene Ontology annotation, cellular component: membrane.
AUGUCCCGGCGAGGCUCGGGUGUCAAGAACUCGAGAACCCGAGGCCGCAGCGCGGCAGCCCCGCCAGCAAAUGUAUUUACUCUGCGGCCCUAUCUCCGCGCCAUCGGGCCAGGAGCGGACGCGAAAGGGGGCGGCGGCCCCGCAGUCCCUGAGGACCCUGCGUGCCCCGGGCUCCCGCAGCUCCCGCGCCGCCCGCAGCUCCGGGAGGAGGACCGAGCGCCCACCGAGGAAGUGGCCGCCGCAGACGGAGGGGACGCCGCGGCGCCAGAGGGACCCCCGGGCGAGCCCCCAGCCGAGGCCUCCGCGGCGCCUCCAGCCCAGGCCCAGGCCAUGGCCGCGGGCGAGGCCCUGCAAAUGCCCAAGGCGGCGGCCGGUGGGGUCCCCAACAUCGGCUUCGUGGGCGAGCCCCCGCCCUACGCGCCGCCGGACCCCAAGGCCGCGCACCUGCUCUACCCGGCGCCCUUCUCACCGCCGGUGCUCUUCCCGCCCGCGCCGGCCGCCCCGGCCCUGUACCCGCCGCCGGCACCGCUCUUCCCCGCGCCUGCUGCGCAGCCGCUCUUCGCGACCUUCCCGGUGUACAAUAGCCCCGUGGCAGGCGUGCCAGCCCCGGCCCUGGCAGAACACAGGCCCCUGCCCAAGGACUACAUGAUGGAGUCUGUGCUGGUGACCCUCUUCUGCUGUCUGCUCACCGGGCUCAUCGCCAUCGUCUACUCCCACGAGGCCCGCGCAGCCCUGGCCCGGGGGGACCUGGCCCAGGCUCAGGAGGCCUCUCGCAAGGCCCGCUCGCUGGUGCUCUUCAGCCUGCUCUUCGGGGUCUUCGUGUCCACCAGCUGGGUUAUCUACGUGGUGGUCGCGCUCUACCUGCCUUGA